Dreissena polymorpha is the source of this 1765-nucleotide messenger RNA. RefSeq names its product X-box-binding protein 1-like. The record is from RefSeq and is a predicted model, not a curated record. The coding region runs from base 242 to 901 and encodes 219 amino acids. The transcript has 3 exons. Gene Ontology annotation, cellular component: nucleus. Gene Ontology annotation, molecular function: RNA polymerase II transcription regulatory region sequence-specific DNA binding; DNA-binding transcription factor activity, RNA polymerase II-specific. NCBI's taxonomy places the organism in Eukaryota, Metazoa, Mollusca, Bivalvia, Myida, Dreissenidae.
UUGAUGAUGAACCGGAAAACCAACUUUCAUCAUACUGCUAAGCAUUUACUCAUAAAUAACCAAUCAAAUAUCAAGAUUGUCACUGACGUCACACCAAUACACAAACGACACAUCAUCAAGUAGCGAAAGCACAGCGAUGGACACGUAUAGAAAACAAUCCUGACACACAAAUGUAAAAAAGUUUACUGCAACAGCGGGUACGUUGUGUUUUUUUUCACGGAAUACGACAAAUGACCGAAAAAUGACUACGAUACAGCCGCAUACGAUUGUGAUUAGAACGGUGCAGUCUAAAGCACCAACCACCUUAACGGUGACGAGCCAACUCGAACACGACAUGUUGGAUGAUCUUUAUGGCGAUGGCGGUGGGGCCAGGAAACGUCGGCGACUCACGCACCUAUCUCAGGAAGAGAAACUUCUUCGAAGGAAACUAAAGAAUCGUGUUGCCGCACAGACAGCCAGGGAUCGUAAGAAGAACCUGAUGUCUGAAUUAGAAGAACGUGUAGCCUUGUUGGAAGAGGAGAACAGGAAGCUUGCUAUGGAGAACCAGGCCCUCAAGUCAGAGUCUGGUUCUCUGCAGCAGCUGAAUGAGAAACUACGCGGGCGACUUUGUCAGCUGGGCGGCGAGCCAGGCAAGACACAGGCUGGGGGAUCAGCAGCAUCCGUUGACCUUCAGCAGCAAGGGCAGACCCUGCCUGUGUCCUGCUCGGCAAACGCAGCGUCAGUGCUGACAUUAAGCCUGACCUUGUUAGCAUUCUUCCGAGGAAGAGCCAACCCAUCAUCCCAACCACUGUCACAGAGGCCCCGACCCUACCGAGCCAGGACCUGUGUGAAACCCUCCAAGAAGAUUCAUGUCCCUUGGUGGGGCCCUCAGCAACAGAGCUGGAAUCCUUCAAAGAACUGAUUCAGUUUGAUCAUGUUUAUUUUAAGCCUCAGCCCAAGGGCAAGUUGGACUUGAAUGGUCAAACAAGCUCUGUCGUGAAAAGUGUCAGUAAUUUUAAUAAGAACACAAGUAAUGUUUUAAAGAAUGUUAAAGUUAUCAUUACCGCAGAUGGCUGUAAUUCAGACUCCGUUCAUAGUGUUCAAUAUAUGGAUGUUGUAACAGAUGACAAUUCUUGCCUAGACCUGGAUCAACUACAGUCUGGGUCAGUUGAUAUCACUGAAAUGGACUCAGAUGCACUGAGCGACUUGAACUUUGAUCUUCUAGAAGAUCUCGAAAGUAUAUUUAAAUCUGACAUUGAGGGUUUAACUUGCCCUGACAGUAAUUGUUUAUCAUCACAGAACAAUGAAUCCAUAACAGAGAACAUUGUACAAAAAGGACAAAAAAGGAAACAAAGUGUGCAGGAAAUUGAGGCAAUAGUUGAUACUCUGAAAUCUGUAGCAGUACCAUCUUCGCCAGUAUUCACCGAUGGUUGGGACUCAGACUAUGUCAGUGCAGGAAUCCCAUCCCCCUGCAGUGUGGGAUCACCUUGCAGUGGGGUAGAGUCAUUGUCAUCGGACGGAGAAACCUCCCCACUGCAUGACACUAUGUGGGAGGAAUCAUUCACAGACUUUGAACUCUUCCCGGAUUUGCUGUAGUUAGGUGCGACUGCACAGCCAAAAUAUGUAACUUAUAGUCAUUGAAUUCUCUCCACAUGUAGCAGAUGUUCAGAGAGUUAACUGUUGUUAAAUUAUUUAUUUUUAUUGUAAGUCUUGUUAUUCUUCACUGUUAGGGUGGGGCAUGUUUUCUGUGAUGUAAAUAAAUUUCAUGGACUGAUGCUUAAAAUAA